Messenger RNA from Larimichthys crocea (large yellow croaker), 3458 nucleotides. RefSeq names its product junction plakoglobin a (gene jupa). Gene Ontology annotation, molecular function: cadherin binding. The record is from RefSeq and is a predicted model, not a curated record. The transcript has 16 exons. Gene Ontology annotation, biological process: cell adhesion. Bases 198 to 2390 code for a protein of 730 amino acids. NCBI's taxonomy places the organism in Eukaryota, Metazoa, Chordata, Actinopteri, Sciaenidae.
UCAUUUUUGUUCAGAGCACUGUCGGCUAUCAGCAACAGCAGCAGCAGCGGCGGCGGAUAGAGUGAAGAGAAGUGGGGGAGAAACACAUACAAGUGUCUGUCCUGAAGGAAAAAACAAGUCUGACUUGGAAUAAACUAAAACGCAUCCGUGUGUUUCGACAGGUUUGUCCAUCAUUGUUUUGAUAGCGGGAGACAAAGAUGGCAAUGCAAAUGAGUGAGCAUGAAAGUGGUGUGUUGAAGGUGGAACAGUGGCAGGACACGAUGUAUGGCAUAGACUCGGGUAUCCAGUCUGGAGCCACCACAGUAGUCAGAGAUGACGACGACUACACUACAUCCAAACACUACACCGUGACCACCACUACUGUCACAAGGGAAGAGCCUGACUUGGAAGCCCUGUGCACUACCAGAGCCCAGCGGGUGCGGGCUGCAAUGUUCCCAGAGACUCUGGAGCCAGGCACCAACAUCCUGUCGACUCAGAUAGACCAGUCCCAGAUGACUAAUGUCCAGAAGCUGGCCGAGCCCUCCCAGAUGCUCAAGACAGCCAUCAUUCAUCUGAUCAACUACCAGGAUGAUGCAGAGCUGGCCACACGUGCUGUGCCUGAGCUCACCAAACUGCUUAACGAUGAAGACCAGGUGGUGGUCAGCAAGGCAGCACAGAUUGUCAACCAGCUUACACGCAAGGAGGCAUCGCGGCGCGCACUGAUGCAGUCCCCUCAGAUGGUGGCUGCCGUGGUGCGGGCCAUGCAGAACACAAGCGACAUGGAGACUGCACGGGCCACAGCCAGCAUUCUCCACAACCUGUCCCACCAGAGGGAGGGCCUGCUCUCCAUCUUCAAGUCUGGAGGCAUUCCUGCUUUGGUUCGCAUGCUCAGCUCUCCCAUGGAGUCUGUUCUCUUCUACGCCAUCACCACGCUCCACAACCUGCUGCUGCAUCAAGAAGGAGCCAAGAUGGCCGUUCGCCUGGCUGAUGGUCUGCAGAGGAUGGUUCCCCUGCUGAAUAAGAGCAAUCCCAAGUUCCUGGCCAUCACCACAGACUGUCUGCAGCUGCUGUCCUAUGGCAACCAGGAGAGCAAGCUCAUCAUCCUUGCCAACAGGGGUCCUGAGGGUCUAGUUCACAUCAUGAAAACCUACAAUUAUGAGAAGCUGCUGUGGACCACAAGCCGUGUGCUCAAAGUUCUCUCUGUGUGCCCCAGCAACAAACCCGCCAUUGUAGAGGCUGGUGGGAUGCAGGCUCUGGGUAAACACCUCACAGGCUCCAGUCAGCGUCUGAUGCAGAACUGUCUGUGGACACUCAGAAACCUGUCUGAUGCCGCCACCAAAGAGGAGGGUAUGGACAGCCUGCUGCAGGUGCUGGUUGGCCUGCUUAGUUCAGACGAUCUCAACAUGCUUACUUGCGCCACUGGCAUCCUGUCAAACCUCACAUGCAACAAUGCCCACAAUAAAACUCUGGUCACCCAGAGCAACGGUGUGGAGUCGCUGAUCCACGCCAUAUUGCGUGCCGGUGAGAAGGAGGAUGUGACUGAACCUGCCGUCUGCGCUCUGCGCCACCUGACUUCACGCCACCAACAGGCUGAGAUGGCACAGCAUGCUGUGAGGAAACACUAUGGCAUCCCCGCCAUCGUCAAGCUGCUCAACCAACAAUACUACUGGCCUGUCAUCAAGGCUGUGGUUGGACUGGUCCGCAACCUGGCCCUGUGCCCAGAGAACCAGGCCCCUCUGAGGGACGCUGGAGUGAUCCCCCGCCUGGUCAACCUGCUGCUCAAAGCCCACCAGGACGCCCAGAAACAUGGUUCAUCCGCCCAGCAGACAUACCAGGAUGGAGUGAGGAUGGAGGAGAUUGUAGAGGGCUGCACAGGAGCUCUGCACAUCCUGGCCAGAGAUCCCAUCAACAGAGCAGAGAUCGCCAACCUGCAGACCAUUCCUCUGUUUGUUCAGCUCCUCUACUCUCCAGUGGACAAUGUGAAGCGCGUGGCAGCGGGCGUCCUGUGUGAGCUGGCCCUGGACAAACAGUCAGCUGAGCUCAUCGACAGCGAGGGAGCAUCUGCUCCACUGAUGGAGCUGCUGCACUCCAACAACGAGGGCAUUGCUACUUACGCUGCAGCCGUGCUCUUCCGCAUCUCUGAGGAUAAGAACUCCGAUUACAAGAAGAGAGUCUCUGUGGAGCUCACACACUCUCUGUUCAAACACGACGCCGCUGCCUGGGAGAUGGCCCACAACAGCGUCCCCAUGGAUCCAUACCAACAAGAUGAGCUGGAUGCUAAUAUGGGGUUCGCAGGUCAGCAGUACAUGGGUGGGUACAUGCCUGAAAUGCCCAUGGACAGCAUGGAAAGAGCUAUGAUGGCAGACGAAUACCAAGGAAGCAUUGCUCACGACAGAUACGACGGAUACUGACCUAAAGACCCUGAGCAGAAAUAAAGGUGGACAAAGGAAGCCGAGAUGCUGAUAUUGGACGUAAUAGGACAAAGAAGAGAAUAUAGUUGGCAGUAGAGAUUGUGCCCUCUGCUCUCAGCUUGAUGUAAUAUAUGCAAUUAUCACUGAGUACGGGACUCUAAUAUCUGAUAUCUGAUCAUCUUAACAGGGCUCAACUUUGUUUUAUAGCAUAAUUUUGCUGAUUAUAAUUCUGACAGUGACGACGCUUGUAGCUUUCUGUUAGAGAACCUUUUAAAAAUGCGUGUGUGCAUGUGAGUGUGUGUGUGUGUGUGUGUGGGCGAAUGUGUUUGUGUGUGUGCGAAUGUGUUCAUGCUUUUGGGUGGGUGUUCUAUGCCAAAGAGAUUUUAUUUUGUGAUGAUAAUCAUGUAGCUUCCUUUUCUUUUCUUUUUUUUGUUUUUUGUUUUUUGUAAGAAAAAAAGAGGAUAAUAGUUGAAAACACUGCCAGAGGUGGCUCUACGUGCACGGUGCACCUGCUCACCGCUCUGUUUCUUUCUUAACGCCUUUGUAACAGACACUGCUGUCUAUGCUGUAGUUUUGACACUAUAUACUGUCAGCUUUCUCCCGCUGUGACUCAACAGUUAAGAGUCGGCAGCACUAAUUCAGUAGGAGUGAACAAACGAGGAGAGUGGAGGUCUGUGACGGACCUUUGAGAGAGCAGUGUAGGGCUGUCCUGCCCCCUUCUCUAUUUCUUAUGUAAUCAUCUGACAAGUGGAUGACUUUUUUUAGGAAUAGUUUCUCAUCUUUUAUAAGUUAUUCACUGGGAAAGGUUCACAUUAUCCGGCAUUACCGGACUAUUAACAAAGAUGUCUUUCCUUCUAAACUGACUUUUAAAUAAAAGAUGAACAACAACAAAAACAGUUUUAAGUUUUAGAAAUGUGUUCCAACAGACAGACUCAUUCAUGAGUGAUGAUGUAGUCACGGACAGCCCUACAGCUGGAGUAAACUACUGACAGGGAAAUUUGUCUUUCUACUUAAUAAGAGUUUUUACUGAAAUUUUGUUUAAUAAAAAUAAAGGAUAUAUUAAACAUA